GGGAGACAUAUACGAAUAACUCACAUACCCGCAAACCUGCCUUUAGUACCUCGUACAGCCCAUGGGGUCAACCAUCUACCGAGGAGGAUCGAAAAUGGAAAGAUUAUUUCAUCUGGUAUAGGAUGAUACAUACAAACAAAAUAACGGCAGCCGAAAAGACCAGAUCUGCACUAGAAGCCGAAAUCCAAAAGCUCGAUACAGACGACAAGUUAGAUGCCGAGAAACUACGGUACGGCUGGAUCAGAGAUGCAACGACUCCGCGAACGCUCACUGAAGAAGAGAGGGCGAAGAUAGCCACUGCGAGGGUCCAUCGGGCAGCCACGAGGAGGAUCAAGAUUGUAUGGCUAAACAGGACACGCAAUGUGCUUGAGGAGCUCAAGAGCGUCCUGAAGCAGCAACAAGAAGAAGAAAGCGCUAGGCGCAAUCAGCAGGACGCGGAGAUGCAACGACAGUGGGACGAGGAGAUGCAACGACAAUGGGACGAAGCAGUAAAGAGGAGGCAGGCGCGUCAAGAGACCGAGAGGCAAAAGCAGCAAAAGAAAUCCGAUGAAGCGGCCGCGCGGUGGCGGCGAGAGUGGCAUGAGUUCCUAGCACAGCAGGACAGACGGGAAAAAGCAUGGGAGCGGGCGAAAGAAGAGGCGGAGGAAGAAGCGAGGAAGCAACGGGAACAAAAGCUGGCAAAAGAGAAACUGGAUCUGGAAAGGGCGGCUGAAUAAGCAAUAAAGCGCUGCAAAGAGGAAAUAGCCGAGAAAAAAGUCCGAGAAACGAUGGCCAAGGAAGCAAAGAAACAGAGAGAACGGGAUGCGGAGCUGCGUCGGAAAGCCUAAGAGAAAGAGGUUGAAGACGACUGGAGAGAACCAAAUCAGAGCUAGGAGCCUCGAGCGCAAAAACAAAGCGAGAAACGGAGGAUGCAAAAGCUCGAGAGAAAGCACCAUCCAGUGGUAAAUUCCCAUAAGUGUACCCGCUGUGGCAGCAUUGCCUGCUCUUACAGCUGCGUGACAACGCUCAGAGCUGAAACGUACUUGCGUCCUGAGAUGGAAGACUGCUGGGAGAAUUAGAAAGAGCAUGUUGCAACACUGAUUAUUACCAUGAUGGUUACAGCUGGAUGAGAUCAUAAGCGGAAUGCAACUUUCUGGAGUUUGAGGAGAUCAACUAAGAACGGCUACCCUGGAA
Molecule: messenger RNA, 1173 nt
Organism: Aplosporella prunicola CBS 121167
Lineage: Eukaryota; Fungi; Ascomycota; Dothideomycetes; Botryosphaeriales; Aplosporellaceae
Exons: 1
Coding region: 123-716 (197 amino acids)
Source: RefSeq, a predicted model, not a curated record